GCUUUAGAGUAUCUCUACGCAUAAUCAGAGAGAAAAGAAGAUCUGUGGAUAUAAGCAUUGAGCUGGAAACAAGAAGAGCUGAGAUAGGUAGAGUUAUUUCAGGUCUAUUCAUAAUUGAAGGAUACAGAGUGGGUAAACAGUGUGGUGAUGAUGGAUUGGGUCAAGACUGUGUGUUUAGUGCUCUGGGUUUUCACAUUCAACUCAGUAGCAGAUGAUUUUAAAGAGCAAGCCCUGAAACUGAUGGCUGACACUCCACUUAUAGAUGGACACAAUGACCUUCCCUGGCAGAUGAGGAGCUUGUUUAAUAAUCAGCUCAGCAUGGUGAACUUGAACAAACUAAACACCACACACACCAAUAUCCCAAAAAUCAAAGAAGGGCGUCUCUCAGCACAGUUCUGGGCAGCUUAUGUGCCAUGUGAUACCCAGUACAAAGACGCAGUCAGACAGACCUUGGAGCAGAUUGAUGUAAUCCACCGGAUGUGCCAUGAAUACCCAGAAGUGUUCAAAUUUGCUGCUAGCAGUCAAGAUAUAUUGGAUGCCUUUGAACAGAAUAAGACAGCGAGUCUGAUUGGUGUAGAAGGUGGACAUUCGAUUGACAGCAGUUUGGGUACUCUGCGCACUAUGUACCAACUUGGAGUCCGCUACCUCACUAUCACACAUAGCUGCAACACACCAUGGGCAGACAACUGGCUGGUGGAUACAGGAUCUGAGCCUGAAGUGCAUGGCGGUUUGUCUGAGUUUGGCAAGCAAGUGAUCUUGGAAAUGAACCGCAUUGGAAUGCUGAUUGACCUGUCUCAUGUAUCAGAGAAAGUCAUGAAUCAGGUGCUGGAUAUCUCUGAAGCUCCUGUUAUCUUCAGCCACUCCUCUGCCUACAGCAUCUGUAAGCACAAGAGAAAUGUCCCUGAUGAUGUUCUCUUGAGAGUGAAACAAAAGAGAGGGAUUGUCAUGGUUAAUUUUUAUAAUGACUACGUAACCUGCAGUCAAACUGCUAACAUCUCAGAUGUUGCUGAUCACUUUGACCAUAUCAAGAAAGUGGCUGGCUCUAGUAUCAUUGGAUUUGGAGGAGAUUAUGAUGGUGUGCCAAGGGUGCCAGAAGGUCUAGAGGAUGUAUCAAAGUACCCAGACCUGGUGGCCGAACUUCUUAGGCGCAAAUGGUCAGAGGAUGAGAUCAGAGAUGCUCUGGGACGAAACCUGCUGAGAGUGUUCAGGGAGGUGGAGGAAGUAAGAGAUCGCCAAAAGGGUACCAAACCAGAUGAUAUACCCAUCCCUCUUAAAGAAGUUCAAAAUCCCUGCAGGACAGACUUCGGUUACGAAGAUAAAUCCAGUUCAACAUGCAUAAAAUCUUUCUAUCCACUAGUCUUGGUUCUGUCACUACUGAGCAAGUUAUUAUAGUUGACUGUAUACUCUUGUAGUACUGUUUUUGGAGUAUGCAAAGGAUCUCUGAUAAAGAGUUAACCAAUAGAUAAAUUCUGUAGGGGAAAAUUUGAGAUAGAUUAGUUUAGAGCAAGUGUUUUUAAGAAAUGUAGACUAAAAACGAAAAUCAAUUGGAUAUGUAAUUAUUUGAAAAUCGCCACUUUUCUGUUCCGUGCCAUACAAGUAAAACGUGUGAAAAGCUAUUUAUUAUUAUUACAUAAUAUUAUAAAAAAAAUAAAAAUAAAAACUCUUCAAAGGGGAGAAUAGCCAUUAUGCAAUGACUGAAAAAGCAAACUGAAAACAUCAGUUUUUGUACCCUUUUGCUAUAUUUGUCCUGUUAGAUUUAAUGGUUUUCUAUUGAUUCAUUAGAGGUGAAAACCAGCCAAUUAUAGUCAGCUUUAUUUAAAUGAUGAUACUGACCACUCUGUAUGACUUGAAUU
Carassius gibelio (silver crucian carp) is the source of this 1853-nucleotide messenger RNA. It is a transcript of the gene dpep1, whose product is annotated as dipeptidase 1. Gene Ontology annotation, molecular function: metallodipeptidase activity. Gene Ontology annotation, biological process: proteolysis. The coding region runs from base 148 to 1392 and encodes 414 amino acids. The transcript is spliced from 10 exons. NCBI's taxonomy places the organism in Eukaryota, Metazoa, Chordata, Actinopteri, Cypriniformes, Cyprinidae. The record is from RefSeq and is a predicted model, not a curated record.